CCUCACGCACCUUCUCGAUCCCUCUCGCCUCUCGCCCCCAUCCCGCCGACGGCCGGACGCCGCGAGGAGCUCGACCCCUCCACCACUGCUCCCCCCCUUCUCUCCUACUCACCGCGGGCGACCAAAUUAAGGCGGGGAUUAGGGUUUACGCCACCGCCCCCUCCCUUCCCCUGUCUCCCUCUCCGGCGACCCCAGCCACCUCGGAGCCCCCCGCUCGUCGAUCUGCAUCGCCGCCCCAGACCCUCGCCGCGGAGCCCAGAUCGCCGCCCAAGCUCGCCAUGACGCUCGGUCCAGCCGCCGCCACCCCUAUCAACUAAAAGAUGGAGGCCAAUCUGAAGAACCAGGCGACCGUGGCGAUGCUUCGCAUUGUCUCCCUCGCAAGCUCCCCUGUCGACCUCAUCAAGGAUGCUCUCCGCAACGUCCUAUAUAUGGACUCCGUCAUUGCGUUUCAGGAGCUGCCGCACGAUGCCCUGGACCUACUUGCCUCAACCCACUCCUUGACCUUGGCGUACCGCGAGGUAUCUGAGCUGGUGAUGUCCGUGGAGGCAGCCAUCAUCAUCGUCGACCGCUGGCUCGAGCCCAGGGCGUCCGGGCUGCAGGGGCUGCCGGCGGCUUCGUGGAGAGUCCGGGCGGAUGAGCUCGUCGGGGCUGUGGCCCAUGCUAGCUGUAUGCUAGUGUCAGCUGGCACGUAUUGCUACCGUGCCUCGGCUGUCCUGAAAGUGUCCAGCGAGCGUUGGCGCACCUUCCCUACCGACCUCCGAAAGACCUGGAUGAAGGAUGCGAGGUCGUCGCUCACCUCUGUACGUGAUCGCCUGAUUGACGCCCUUUGCGCCCUCUCCCAGAUGUCUGCUGCUGCCACCGAAGCCCGGGAUGCCGCCAAUAUACUCAUUGAUUUUCUGUAGUGUUGACUAUUUUACUGCCAAAAGGAUUUUAGCUCCAUGUCUUGGCACAGUUAUCUUUAUUCGUGGUAGUUAAGACUAAAUAUAAAUCUCCACCCAUAUCUUUGAUACAUAUUAGUUCUAGUGCCACCUCAAUGUUGCAGAUGACAUAUUAGAUUCUUAUCAGUUUAGUUUUCUCAUAUCUUUGGGCUUUAAUAAUGGGUGUUGCCAUCUGUUUGACUUUCCAAGUAGACAGAAGAAUUGAUAAUCAUUUGCAAUUCUUCCACAAAGACAUUAACAGAAGAAGGAUUCAUUGUUUAAAAAUUUCUUCUGCUCCAAAUGUUACUUCAAUAACUAUAUCUUCUUUAAUAGUUUUCUAUUUCCUUCUGAUUUUGCUAUAAACAUACUAAAGUAUUGGUCAUCCUUCAUUCUGAGGUUGCUGAAGAUAGCCAUCUUCUUUGUUUAGAACUCAGUGUUCAGACCUCAUUAGCGCCUGUUGGUAUUUGAUAAUCCAG
Molecule: messenger RNA, 1393 nt
Organism: Triticum aestivum (bread wheat)
Lineage: Eukaryota; Viridiplantae; Streptophyta; Magnoliopsida; Poales; Poaceae
Exons: 2
Coding region: 321-902 (193 amino acids)
Source: RefSeq, a predicted model, not a curated record